Molecule: messenger RNA, 3776 nt
Organism: Paramisgurnus dabryanus
Lineage: Eukaryota; Metazoa; Chordata; Actinopteri; Cypriniformes; Cobitidae
Gene: cdr2a
Product: cerebellar degeneration-related protein 2a
Source: RefSeq, a predicted model, not a curated record
GCCUGCCACGUUGUCGUAGACACCGGUCCGCACCGCUAGGGACUAAAAUCGCCAAACGUCCGGCCAGGUUAUUAAUCGGUGUUUAUUCACCAGAGAAAGGCAUGUCUUAAAAUAAACGGGAAAAGGAAACAAACGUGCGAUUUCUGUUGGUCUGAAGCUUUAACCGGAGUAAAGAUGCUGACGGACGUGAUAGUAGAAGAGGGAUUUGCUCACAAUGAAGAGGAGCUGUGGUAUAGCAGGAAGGAUUUGGAGCACGAUCUCCAUUUGGCCGCUGAGCUGGGUAAGACACUGUUGGAUAGGAACCAUGAACUGGAGCAAGGCCUUCAGCAGAUGUACUCUACCAAUCAGGAACAGCUGCAGGAAAUUGAGUACCUGACCAAGCAGGUGGACCUCCUUCGGCAGAUGAAUGACCAACAUGUUAAGGUUUAUGAGCAGCUGGAUCUUGCAGCACGAGACCUAGAGAAAAGCAACCAAAGGCUGGUGCAGGAGAACCGCACAGCCCAGCGCAGAAUCCAGAGUCUCACUGAGACAAUAGAUGGGUUGCAGACUCAAAUGGAGAACCUACAGAAGCAGGUGGGUGAGCUAAAGACGUCCCAAUCCAGGAGAGAUUUUGCAAACGCUCGCCGCAGCCUUGUUGCCCAGAGCAUGUCCUGCCUAAAGGAAAUAUAUGAUCUCCAACAAGAUAGCUCUGAGAGUCUUCGUGAGGAAAGGUCCUGGCCCACACUGGUUGACAGAGGAUUAGAAGAGGACACCUCCACCCUGCAACACACCCUUAAAACAUUGAAGGCACAGCUGGCAGCGGAGCGUGCCCGGCGCGUUGAGGCUGAGCAGGAGAUGGAGCUGACGGUGCAAGAGAAUAGCGUUCUGGAGAAGCGCUUGAACCUUCAAGAAGCCGCACGCUGUCGACAGGCAGAGCUAGAGGCCGAGGUGGAGGAGCUACGCCAGCUGUGGCGCUCUGAGUCAUCAAGACCAACAGACACUCUGCUACCCGAUACCGUUUUCUUUGCCCUAGAGGAAAGGGUGGGGGCGGGGCAAGAGGAAGAGGAGGAGUCCUCAGAGUUUUCUCAGGGCAGACGACGCUGCAGCAGCGAGAGCUACGUCCGAGGAGCGCGAGCUGACGAUAUCCGCCGCGGACACGAGCGCACGUGUAUACGCCGAGCCCAAGCAGUGAAGCAGCGUGGGAUCUCGUUGCUAAAUGAAGUGGAUGCCCAGUACAGUGCACUGCAGGUGAAAUAUGACGAACUGCUACGUCGCUGCCAGCAAGGGGCAGAAAGCCUCAGCCACAAAGCCGUACAAACGCCCACCGUUGACACGCCACGUCGCAGGAGUCUCUUAACAGUCGCAACGACCACAACAGAGACCAUCUGCCCUGCAGAUGAGCUUCAUCAGCCAGAAUACAAAGCCCUGUUUAAAGAGAUCUUCACCUGCAUUCAGAAAACCAAAGAGGACCUUAGUGAGAACAGAGCUUUGAAUCUAGCACAAUUAGUUUAAAGCUCUGCUGAAUUGGAGAUGGAAGUAUUAAAGGUUCAAAUCUAGGUCUCUAAACUACCAGAUGUAGUUGGAGAAAGGACAUGUUGAAAAACUAGACUAAGGUCUUACAUAUUUAAAGUUUGUUAAUGUGUUGAUUGCACUAUAUCACCUGUGCCUAUACACAACAUACAAACAUUUAAAACCCAAUGCAAGUGUAGUUCAACUAUAGUUUUAAAAUGUGCUGUUAUUUCCUGUGUAGGUUACAUCCAAAUGAUUGGUUAAUAUGAAAUAUGUGGACCUCUGAAAAAUAGCCAUACCAGCCACCUGAUUACAUCUGCGCUGUUGGUUUACAAUCACCUUAUUAUUUUUGGUAGGACUAGCUCUCUGUAGAAGGACAGGACGUAAACGUAUAACACAAGAGAAUAAUUUUUACUAACACAGUUUAGGAACUAACUUGAUGUCGUAAAGUAUGUUGAAAUGCAAAAAAAUGGUUUUGGGAUGAUAUGUGACCCCAUAAAAAAACAAAAAUAAAUAGUUAUACAGAUGGACUGUAUUUACUUUGGAUCCAGUAGUGUAGUCAUUUAUUCAGAGGAUCUAGAAAUCACACAAGAAAGGUUAAAGUUUUCAUCGUAUCAUAAAGAAAAUACUGCAUGUGAUUUCAGUGGUUUUUGUAUCCGAGCAAUACUAGUUCAUUAGUUAUACAAAUUGUCUGAAUAAGAUCUUUACUUCAAUAAUCUGAUAUUCUAAAGAUAUAGUAAGAAAGCUUGACUUCCUCAUGUGGUUUUUGUAUGUAUAGUUUGUUUGUUUGAGAAGUAAGGCAGAAGUUUGCUUGCACAAGUUCUCGCACUUUAAGUUGUUGCUUAUGUAUUACACGGCUGUGAAACUAUGCACUUUAGGUCAGUAUUUUUUGUUUUGUUUUUAUUUAUUUUGAUUUUUCAUUUCAGGAUGGAGAUUUUAUUUAUUUUAUCAUUUAUUUUCAAUCACUGUAUUCAAAUUUUGUUUCUCAAGCUAAUGUUUUUAGGUCACCACUAGAAUGUUUUGAUAUAGAUAUAAGGUGAAUUUGAUUAGAAAUUGUGGAUUAGUUAAAUAGACUUAAGUGGUUCAUAGGAUUUCAAGUUUUAAGGAUAGUAGGCUGUUAAACAGAUGCCUAGAUGGUGCUACCUAAAUGUUACGCCAGCAUUUUCACAGUGUUUUAUGGAACUAGUAUGUAACUACUUUAUGUAACUAUUAACGUAGUUUAACAGCCAGUCUAACAAUAACUAACCUAAUAACUAUUUGAUGUAUGUGUUUGAUUAUUGUAUUAUCCUAACCAUGUGCUACUUAACCAGGAUCAGUACCAGGAACAAUGUAAUUCAGGGCCAUUUUGCAAUGUUUUUGAGUUAAAUGUUAUUGCCCUUAUAAGCGUAUAAGCGGAUGUUGUCUUUCUGAAUCAGUGUAUUGUGUAGGUUACUAGGAAAGUGAUGGAUUAUUCAAGAAAAACUGUUGUUAUGAACAGGACAGAAAACAAAAGAUUUGUCUUUGGAAAAUAAUUCAAAUGAAACAGGCAAAAAACAAACAGACAACAAGAUCAUAGCAUGAACAUUUGUUCAUGGAGAAGUCUGUCCUGAAAAAAAGGAUUUUUGUGUAUAAUAAAAACUGUAGUGUUGCAUUUUUUAACAAAUUGCAUCAUUUCAGUAUUUCAGAAUGAAGUUUAGUUUUGCCUGCUACAUUGAGUGCCACUAGCACCGCAAGUUUCCAAAACCUGUUAAGACUUGCAGAGUGAUAUGAAUGCUAUGCUUCUUGGUCAGCAUUGUGUUUUGGGGCUCCAGCGCGCACAAUCAGAUGUUAGAUAAAUGUGCGGCAAAAAUAUAAUGGUGUAGCUCUUGUGCUUUCCACAAAAUAUAAUUUAAAGAAUUUCAGUUUUACUUAACCUCUAUCCAUUUUAAAUGUGUUAUACAUUUCUCUCAGUAAACAACUUUCAUUAUCAUAUUUUCCAAUUUGAGACAAUUACAUGUUUGUUAAUGAUCACAAAAAUAUAUUUUUAUAUUUAUUUGAGAAUGUAAACAAUGGACUCUUAAUUUAUCCAUCCAGGUUUGUUUCAGUGACGUUAAAGUCAGUUCAUUGUUUUAAAGACUUUGAGAAAUGUUCUACAUUAUUUAUUAUUGUUGUCGGCUGCAUAUUACUAUAACUGAAUGCUUAGCAAAUGAAUGCCAAAUCUGAUUAUCAUUGGUGCUGAAUUUGUAAGGUUCUUCCUCAGUGUAGACCACUGACUUUAUGUAUGUUAUAGCAUGACUAACAUUUUACCUGACUUAAGACAUAACCAGUAA